Molecule: messenger RNA, 2565 nt
Organism: Nomascus leucogenys (northern white-cheeked gibbon)
Lineage: Eukaryota; Metazoa; Chordata; Mammalia; Primates; Hylobatidae
Gene: NUP43
Product: nucleoporin 43
Cellular component (GO): nuclear pore outer ring
Molecular function (GO): protein binding
Source: RefSeq, a predicted model, not a curated record
UGUGCUUGCUUUUUGCAGUACCUGCUGCGGCUGCUUUCGGCAUGGAGGAAAUUUAUGCGAAGUUUGUGUCUCAGAAAAUCAGCAAAACCCGCUGGCGACCGCUGCCUCCGGGAAGUUUACAGACCGCGGAGACGUUCGCUACAGGAUCUUGGGACAAUGAGGAAAAUUAUGUUUCACUGUGGUCUAUUGGAGAUUUUGGAAACUUGGACUCUGAUGGAGGGUUUGAAGGAGACCAUCAGUUAUUGUGUGAUAUCAGACACCAUGGUGAUGUAAUGGAUUUACAGUUUUUUGACCAGGAAAGAAUUGUCGCUGCUUCAUCAACAGGAUGUGUAACAGUUUUCCUUCACCAUCCAAAUAACCAGACUCUGUCACUCAACCAGCAGUGGACUACAGCUCAUUACCACACAGGCCCUGGCAGUCCUUCCUAUAGCAGUGCACCAUGUACAGGUGUUGUGUGCAACAACCCAGAAAUCGUUACAGUUGGAGAGGAUGGUCGAAUAAAUCUCUUCAGAGCUGAUCACAAGGAAGCUGUAAGAACCAUAGACAAUGCAGAUAGUAGUACACUCCAUGCUGUAACCUUUCUUCGAACUCCUGAGAUUCUUACUGUAAAUUCAAUUGGACAGUUGAAAAUAUGGGAUUUCAGACAACAAGGAAAUGAGCCUUCUCAGAUAUUGUCACUGACUGGUGACCGAGUGCCACUCCACUGUGUUGAUAGACAUCCCAACCAACAGCAUGUUGUAGCUACUGGUGGCCAAGAUGGAAUGUUGAGUAUUUGGGAUGUUAGACAAGGUACUAUGCCUGUAUCUCUGCUGAAGGCUCAUGAAGCUGAAAUGUGGGAAGUUCACUUUCACCCAUCCAACCCAGAUCAUCUGUUUACCUGCUCUGAAGAUGGAUCCCUCUGGCACUGGGAUGCUUCCACAGAUGUACCUGAAAAGUCGUCACUCUUUCACCAAGGAGGAAGAAGCAGUACUUUUUUGUCUCAUAGCAUUAGUAACCAAGCUAAUGUUCACCAGUCUGCCAUUAGCUCCUGGCUCAGCACUGAUCCUGCAAAAGACCGAAUUGAAAUCACAAGCUUACUUCCCAGUAGGUCUCUGUCUGUCAACAGUUUGGAUGUUUUAGGUCCUUGUCUUGUUUGUGGAACCGAUGCAGAAGCAAUUUAUGUUACUAGACAUCUUUUUUCUUAGAAGUACUAUAAUUAUAAGAUUUCAGAUAGAACAUUAGCCUUUUGAAAUCCAACUUCUGUGCAAAAUUUUAUUAUCAGAACAUACGAGAUUUGCAGGGGAAACAUCAGUAAACUACCAUUAAUGUCAAUGCCCAGUUUUGACUUUUGUUAGCCUGACACUCCCAAACAGUUGUAGAAUCCAGUAGAUGACUGAUGGCAAAAGAUUGUGAACAUGCGGAAGAAAAUCAAUGGGAUUCUGGUGCUGAUGAAUAGGUUGCCUUCAGAGUAUUAUUGACAGACAGCUUGUGGAACUAGUUCUGUAUUUUUGAUGUUGUGGGAAUUAACACAUCAUUGGUGGUUAUGGGAACUACCAAUGGGUUCCUACAAUUUUUAUCAGUAGCAUGUGGAGUAUACACCUUCCUAGUGGCAGUUGCCAAUGUUAACGAUUAUUCUUUUUAUUGCAAGUAUUUCCUAUGAUCCUUCCACACUUUAUUUCCUUAAUUAUAAUAAUAAACUUUUUCAGAAAGAAUUGAGUAGAGCAAAAAUGACAAAAAUGUAUAGCUGUGUUCAAUUUUUUUUUUUUUUUUUUUUUUUUGAGGCAGAGUCUUGCUCUGCUGGAGUGCAGUGGUGCAAUCUCGGCUCACUGCAACCUCCACCUCCCAGUUUCAAGCGAUUCUCCUGCCUCAGUCUCCUGAGUAGCUGGAACUACAGGUGUGCGCCACUACGCCCAGCUAAUUUUUGUAUUUUUAGUAGAGACAGAGUUCACCAUGUUGGCCAGGAUGGUCUCGAUCUCUUGACCUCAUGAUCCACCCGCUUCGACCUCCCAAAGUGCUGGGAUUACAGGUGUGAGCUACUGCACCCGGCCUGGAAUUUUUUUAAAGUGAAAAUGUUUUGACAAGUUCCUUUUUCAGAAUAGGUUUUUGAGCAGAACUCUUUCAGCUCAUUAGACCCAACUUUGCUUUUGUUUAGCUUCACAGCAUAGCUGAAAGUUGCCAAACUGGACAUUGUGCAAUAAAGUAGAAUUCUGUAUUGAUAAGCGAACUAUUUCCAAACUAAAAAUGUGAUAGAUAAAAGUGUGAUUCAUCAAAUGAUAUGAUCAGAGUAAAUAAUUUUGCCAUUUUAAUUCUUUUACUUUGUUUUAGCCACCUAUAGUCUUACCAACCAUCUUUAUCCUUGUCUGCAGGGAUAAUAAUGAACUAAUGUAGUGUUUUAAGAUAAUUUAAUGAUACUAUCUUUCCAAACUUUGUUAGAUUUUAAAUGUAUUAUUGACCUGAGACCUUAAUGACAAAUCACUGCUAUUAGACAAUUGAAGUGUUCAUUUACUUUGUAAUUCCAAUAAUCAUAGUUAUGGAAUUAUGGUAAGGUUUUGCUUUUCUGUCCUAAUAAAUAUAUAUAUUUUUUGA